AUGCCAUCAAAUUUCGAACAGUUGGAACCGUGCUCUUCAAAUGGCGACGAUUCUUCGGAAAAUUUGCCCGAUUUGCUAUACGAUUCACGUAAACGGUGCCAUUAUGCAUCAACAGCAUUUCUGGGCAAGGGAGGAUUUGCUUCCUGCUUUGCUGCGUGCGAGAAACCAUCUUCUUUGAAAGUGGCACUGAAAAUUAUCCGAAAAAGUCGUUUGACCCGUGAAGCGCAAUGGGAGAAGAUACGAAAAGAGAUUAUAAUACAUCAGUCACUGAACCAUCCAAAUAUUCUGAAAUUUUACAAUUAUUUCGAAGAUACAAUCAAUAUCUGUAUGGUUCUUGAACUGUGCCAGGGAACACUUCUUUGCCGCAUCAAAAAUUCACCUGGUAUGCUUUUCUCUGCUCUUUUCAUUUCAGCUAUUCCUGUGUGUAGGAGCAUCUCAGUAACAUCGCUAACACGGGUACUCGGAGUGUCAAGCCAGACGGCUUUGAUAUUCCAAAACUGA
This is a messenger RNA of Gongylonema pulchrum, 501 nucleotides long. The record is from the annotation of a GenBank genome assembly. Lineage: Eukaryota; Metazoa; Nematoda; Chromadorea; Rhabditida; Gongylonematidae.